Messenger RNA from Poecilia reticulata (guppy), 2182 nucleotides. RefSeq names its product all-trans-retinol 13,14-reductase-like. The record is from RefSeq and is a predicted model, not a curated record. Gene Ontology annotation, cellular component: endoplasmic reticulum membrane. Gene Ontology annotation, biological process: retinol metabolic process. Lineage: Eukaryota; Metazoa; Chordata; Actinopteri; Cyprinodontiformes; Poeciliidae. Gene Ontology annotation, molecular function: all-trans-retinol 13,14-reductase activity.
AACUGGACUCAGAGAAGACAGUUGUUCUUGCAAUGUUGACCAUUUUAUUGAUUGUUUUGGUAAUUUUGGUCAUAUUGACGCUGAAAUAUGUCUUCAGCAGCCCAGAGUCGAACCCGUUUGCAAAGGACUGUCGAGAACCGCUGAAAAAGAAAGUUUACGACGAAAAAACGAAAAAUAAAGUCCUGAAGCAAGGUUUUGUGUCCAGUAAGUUGCCAGACAACCUGGAUGCAGUCAUCAUCGGCAGUGGUGUCGGUGGACUCGGGCUGGCUGUGCUGCUGGCUAAAGUUGGAAAGAAGGUUCUGGUUCUGGAGCAGCAUGAUCGGGCCGGGGGAUCCUGCCACACGUUCACAGAGAAGGGCUUUGAGUUUGAUGUUGGAAUCCAUUACAUCGGUGAUCUGUUGGGCGACUCACCUUUUCGCUGCAUGCUGGACCAGAUGACCAAUGGUCAGCUGCAGUGGGAGCCUCUGGAGAAGGCGUUUGAUCACGUUGUGCUGGGGUCUCUGGAAAACCGACGCUCCUACCCCAUCUUCAGCGGCAGCGCUCGCUACCUUGAGGAGCUGAAGAAGCGAUUCCCUGGAGAGGAGAAGGCCAUCGAUGAGUACCUGAGGCUGGUGAAGAAAACUGAGUUUGGCGCCUGGCUCCUUAUUGUGCUGAAGCUCUGCCCCUUACCUUUGGCCAAGUUCCUGAUCCACACCGGCCUCGUCAAGCAUCUGUCUUACUUCUACAAAAUGGCGCCACGCAGCCUGAGAGACGUGGUCAACGGGCUGACGGAGAACAAGGACCUCAGAGCUGUCUUCUCCUACAUCUUUGGCACCUACGGUAAUAAGCCAAAAGAUGCCAGCUUUGCCAUGCACAGUUUGCUGAYCACYCAYUACCURARCGGCGCCUGGUAUCCUAARGCUGGCAGCAGCGAGAUUGCCUACCACAUGAUUCCCACCAUCGAGAAGGCAGGGGGCGCUGUUCUGGUGCGAGCCCCAGUCAACCGCAUCUUGUUUAACAAUGCAAAGGAAGCUUGUGGUGUGAGUGUGUUGAAAGGUCAGGAGGAGGUGCAUAUAAAAGCCCCUAUGGUCAUUUCUGAUGCCGGCAUYUUCAAUACCUACGAGAAGCUGCUGCCCAAGGAGCUGCAGGCCAUGCCAGAGAUCCAGAAGCAGCUCAGUUUGGUGAAACACGGUGAAGGAGGUCUGAACAUCUUUAUUGGUUUAAAUGGAACCAAGGAGGAGCUGGGCCUGAAAGCAAACAACUACUGGAUCUUCGCUGACAACAAUUUUGAUGAGCUCAUGGAGAAAUAUAUGAAUGAGGAGAGAGAAGAGGCCUCUAAGAAAAUACCUCUGCUGUUCGUCGCCUCGCCGUCUGCCAAAGAUCCGUUGUGGGAGGAGAGAUCACCAGGAAAGUCUACUUUAACUCUGGUCAGUUUUGCCAAAUACUCGUGGUUUGAGGAGUGGAAGGACGGUAAAGUGACGAACAGAGGACCCGACUACAAAGAGCUGAAACAAGCGUUCAUUGAUUCCGCUCUGAAUGUGGUGAUGGAUAUUUUUCCAAAAAUCACCAGGGACAAGAUUGAGUAUAUCGACGCUGGAACCCCCAUCACAAACACACACUACAUUGGCGCCCCAAAAGGUGAGAUGUACGGAGUGGACCACGGCAUCGCUCGGUUCAACCCUGAACUCAGCGCUACAAUAAGACCUCAGACUCCCCUGAAGAACCUCUACCUGACAGGCCAGGAUGUGUUUUUGUGCGGUUUCGCUGGUGCCCUCGGCGGUGCGCUAACCUGCGGCUCGGUCAUUCUCAACCGCAACCUCCAUCUGGAUUCCUUCCUGUUGGCAAUGAAAACCAAAUAUAUAAACAAGAAGUUGAAAGACGAGUAACUGCUUCUGUUUGCUGAAAUUAAAUCACAUGUGGCAACACCACAGCUCAAUAACACUAAGAAGAGAUGAGCGAAAACUCAUAAAAAAAGUCAUAAUAUGCUGUCUCUUUGCAUUAACAUGCUCAUUUUGCACUAAUUUCUGAUGUACCGGCUAUAAUAGUCAGUAAUAUAACACAGGCCUGAUGUAUGAGGCACUAAAAAUAAUGUUUUUCUCUUAAAUUUAUGUAGUGUAUGUUUUGAAUAGUGCUCUUUUUUUAACAAUUUCAUUUGUUUGUUUUGUGUAAUAGGCUGCAAAUAAUAAACAUGUUAUAACACGUG